Molecule: messenger RNA, 1932 nt
Organism: Fulvia fulva
Lineage: Eukaryota; Fungi; Ascomycota; Dothideomycetes; Mycosphaerellales; Mycosphaerellaceae
Product: ATP-dependent RNA helicase dbp9
Exons: 1
Coding region: 1-1932 (643 amino acids)
Cellular component (GO): nucleolus
Molecular function (GO): RNA helicase activity; ATP binding; nucleic acid binding
Source: RefSeq, a predicted model, not a curated record
AUGGCCAAGAGAAAGCUAAAUGCCCAGGAUAUCCCCGAACCCGUCGACGGGGAAGAUAAUUCGAAAGCAACGUCCACGAAAGCGACCAAGGCAACCUUCGCGACGCUGAACCUCGACUCUCGACUGCUCCAAGCAGUGAACAAAUCCAAGUUCUCAGCUCCCACACCCGUACAGAUCAAGGCGAUACCUCUUGCGAUUGAAGGCAAGGACAUACUUGCACGUGCAAAAACAGGCUCUGGCAAGACGCUCGCAUACCUCCUCCCAACACUUCACAACAUCUUGCAGCGAAAAGCAGCAAACAAGCGCUCGAAGACAACAUCAGCUUUGAUCCUCGUUCCGACCAAAGAACUUGCGACACAAGUAGCGACUACCGUCAAGGACUUCACUUCUUUCUGCGCCGGCGACAUUCGUUGCGAAAACAUCACCAGGAAGGAAGAUGCUGCAGUUACCAAGGCGAGACUGGCAGAGAAGCCGGACAUCGUCGUCGCCACACCAGCAAGAGCCGUGCAGUGGUCGAAUGAUGAGACACUGAAUCUGGAUGAGGUCAAGCAUUUGAUCAUCGACGAGGCAGAUCUCGUGCUGAGCUAUGGCUACGAGGAUGACCUCAAGAGCAUUGCCACUUCUCUCCCGGCCGGCGUGCAGAAGAUGAUGGUGUCUGCGACCAUGCGCACAGAAGUGGAUACCCUAUCGAGUCUGUUCUUCGGCAAGGAAGAGGGAGCUGGACCGGAGGUUCUGGAUUUAUCGAGUGAAGAGGCUGCUGAGAAACCGACACUGGCACAGUACACUGUUCGGACUGCCGAGGACGAGAAGUUCCUGCUCAUCUAUGCUAUCUUCAAGCUGCAGCUCAUCAAGGGCAAGGUCAUCAUCUUUGUUGCAGACAUCGACCGUUGCUACCGCAUCAAGCUGUUUCUGGAGCAGUUUGGCAUCAGGAGUUGUGUGUUGAAUUCGGAGUUACCUGUUAACAGCAGAUUACAUGUGGUGGAAGAGUUCAAUCGCGGUGUCUACGAUAUCAUCAUUGCUGCGGAUGAAGGAGGGGUGGUGGGCAUCGAGGAGGCUAAGAAUGCCCACAGGAAGAGACGAAGGCUAGAAAAGGAAGAGAAGAAGGAAGAGGAAGAAGAAGAAAUCUGGGAGGGUAUGGCAGACGAUGUCGAGGCGGGAGCAGAGGACGGUGAAGAGGAUACUGCUGCACCUGCUGUACAACGACCCGCGAAGAAGGAACGCAAACCUCGCAAUGACCGCGAGUAUGGUGUCUCGCGUGGUAUCGACUUCCGCUACGUGACCUGCGUGCUCAACUUCGACCUACCCACAACCUCGAAAUCUUACACGCACCGCAUUGGCCGCACAGCUCGCGCGGGACAGUCCGGCAUGGCACUAACCUUCUACGUUCCCCAGGAACACUACAGAAAGCACAAACCAACCAGCAUACCCCAAUGCGAGAAAGACGAGAAAGUGCUCGAGAAGAUCAAGCAAAAGCAAGCCGACAAAGGCAGCGAAAUCAAAGAAUGGGGUCUAGACUGGGCAAAGCUCGAAGGCUUCCGAUAUCGACUAGCAGACGCUCUCCGCUCCGUCACUCGCAUCGCGGUCCGAGAAGCCAGAACCAAAGAACUGCGAAAUGAGCUCAUCAAGUCUGAAAAGCUGAAGCGUCACUUCGAGGAGAAUCCGGAGGACUUGAGGCAUUUGAGACAUGAUACCGAGAGCCAUGCGGUGAGGCAGCAGCCGCAUCUGAAGCAUGUGCCUGAUUAUCUCCUACCGAGUGGUGGAAAAGCGGCGGUGAGUAAGGAUGUGGGGUUUGUUUGGAUGAGGAAGGAGAGGGAGAAUCGGAUAAGGAAGGCGAGGGCGGUGAAUAAGGGGAGGGGGAAGGGCAGGCUCGCCAAGGGCAAGGGGUUGGAUCCGUUGAAGAGUCUUAAUGCUAAAGGACGGGGCAAGAAAUAG